CAUCCUCCCGAUCCCAUCACUCCACCUGCCAUCACUUUUGACAUCCAUCCUUCCCCUCGCUGGCCAUCGACACUUCCUUUGUUGUCGUCGUUCCAUCGAUUGAGUCCUUCUUUCCGCCCCUGGGAGUCGAUCUCGCACUCUUGCUUCGCUGUCGUGCCUAGUCUUUCACCCACGCGACUGGGCCCUGCUUCACACUCUCGCUCUUUCGGACUACAAAGCAAUGUAUCACCACUUCAACGGCUUCACCAUUAGAAUCAGCAACCCUAACAGCAGUAUCUCCGCGGUCUUCUCUCUCGCUUUCCUUUCCCCCUGAGAUAUAUCCUAUUUCCUUUCCAAAUUCACAACAGUCGCUGUUCCGCCACGACCACUUUCAACAGCAGCACCGCCCCUACUGCUUAACUACCACGACCAGGGACAGGGGAACAAGCGAUUUGCAGCAGUACAUCUCAGCGUCUCGACCUUUUAUUAGGCAGCAAUUGAGCGGGAAAGGAUGUUUCUGGACUGGAUAGCCCAGCUGGGGCUGCUCGAACAUGAUCCAGUUUCCAAUGUCCUGGCGCGUUUCCCGCUGUCCGUCAAGAAGACGCUCAUCACUGAGGUGACCUCGACACUACUCGUCACCUCGGACCUGUCCCUCCUGUCUUCAAUGGCACACAUGAACUGGGCCAUGGAAGUCCUGGGUCAGGGAUUUGCUCUUCCGCUGGAGGAGCUAUCAAUUGCACAGGAAACGACCCAGUUGUAUUCUCAAUGGCUCUUUGAACCACAGAUGCGACCACUCGCCUUUCGACAGGCUGCCGGGACUGCAGAUGAACAGCUGUUAUAUCAGACGAUAUUCCAUCAUUACUCGCUUCUGUUCCAGAUCCGGUCCACAUCGCCACCUGCGCCUGGCAUCAACCACCUGCACCACCAUAGCCAUCAUAAUCACCAUCACCGCCAUCCUACGACACCACUCGCGAGUGCACAGUCAACCUCAUACAGCCACCAAGCAUCGCACUCGACGGCAGCACCACAGGUUCCCGUUGGAGUACUGAUACAACGGCACAUCGAGCUAUGCAAAAAAGUGCUCACUGUCCUGACGAUGGCAGGACGUCAACUGGGAAAUUUAUUCUCCGAAGGAACAUGGGAGGUGCUCCUCAAAGUGGUCUUGGGCAUCACGGACAGUCUGCUUCGAGAGCAGCCCAGUAAGUCAGCAACAUCGCCAGCAUCCUUGAUACCGGAGAAGUCUAAGAUGAGCGACGAUCUUUGUGAGCACCUGCUCAGAGUCCUGUUCGAGCUCUGGCUCCGGUCCAAUAUCCGGCAGGUCCACAUGUGGGAUAUCCUGAAGCAGUGCUUCAAUGGCUGGACAUACCGGAUACCAGUCUUGCAUCAAUGGGCAGCUACCUCCCUUGGACUUUGUCAACGGGUUGUCAGACUGCUUUACGGACCAGGACAAGGCACGGAUGUUGUCAACCUGGCUGUUGGUGGUUAUAAUAUCGGGCUAGAUCUGCAGGCGGAUUUCACUCUCUAUGCAUGGCACCGUGUUAUUUACCUGCUUAGGUGCCCCGCAAAGCUCACGCCAGCCAACUGUUUGGCAGCCGUCAAUGGGAUUGGCAGGAUGGUGGAGACAUUUCUCAUCGUCGGAAGUAGCAACAACCAGACGACUAUACCCGGAUCUCCACCCUUGCCCUCAACCCCGACCGAUAUCUUUUCAUCAUCCCCACUCUCAUAUUCGAACCACCCCAACUCCUCCAACGCCAAUCACAAGUCGACCAAUUCAUCCUCAUUUCCUAGCAAACCAACCUCGCCGGAUGGUAACACGAUCAUGCACAUGUUUGGUGCCUGGCUCUUUGAAGUGUCUGCACUCCCGACCCCAGAGCCGACUUCAGCCGCUUACUCGUCGCAUUGGCACACAUUCGACCCUUAUUACCCCACCGACAGCUAUCAUGAAGCCCAAGCCUCUGCGUUCGGAGUUCUGUGCAGAAUCUUCAGCAAACCGCAGCCCUCCGCUCGACCUUUUCUUCGUAUCUACACUGAGCGGUUCUACGAGGCUCUGUCGAUUGGUUUGCGCAGUGAGACCUCGUUACCGACCAUCCUGGCUCACUCUGCUGAACUAUUCACAAGUGAACUAGAGGGGGUGCGGAUGAUGGUGCCUGACUUUGUAAUCGGUAUUCGGAUGGCGAUGGGCGGCCAGAUUCGGGUAGCAAAUGGUUAUAUGAGUCAGGAGAAGCAGAAGCAAGUCUUUGAAGAUCUACAUUUAGCGGCGUUGAAGGUCGCGGGUUGCAUCAUGUGUCUGCCCAAUCACUUUGAGAAAGUCGAGUUGAAGGAAGGCUGGAACUUGGGGCUGUCAAAGUCAGCCAACAUGGCGUUAGAUGGCAAAGGUGGCCGAGAGGACAAGGAAAUUCUAGCUCAGCUGAUUCGAGUUCUGUAUACCACGGACACCCCGGCAGAGGGGUCGAUACCGGCUUCAGAGCGUUUUACGACGCUUAAAUACUACAUUUUGGAGAUGCUUUUGAACUGUCUAGAGACCGAGACCUCGUCGUUCAAUUUGCGGUACUUACUGCACCUCAUCGAGGUCUAUGUGCACGAGGAUGUUGCAUUCUGUCCAGGACUCGUCGGCGUGGUCGUGAAGACGAUCCAGGAGAAGAUUGUGACUAUUCAAGUUCCUGUGGAUGUGGCUCUGUGUGCCUUUGAUGUGCUUAUUGGAUGCGCUAAGUUGUACGAAUAUGUGCGACGGGACAGCAAGAGCUGCGCCCGCGAACUCGUAUUGGCACUAUGCAGAUAUGUGGACGCCCUUCUAGCGAACCACGCAGUCUUAACAUCAACACACCCGCUGGUUGUACGGGCAUACGAGUGCAUGCUGCACUGGAUUCUCGCCGGCCAAUGGAUCGUGGGCGACCAGGAUUGUCAUCUAGCCGUGAUCAGCUCCAUCAGCAGCGGACUUCACAUUGCUGAGAGGGUCGAAGAACAGGAAGCCUCGAUCGUGCCUCCGAAACCUCCACAGGAGAAGCGACGUUGGGGUGGUGGUGCAGCAGGCAACGCCAUGAUAUCGGCUGUCGGUGCACCCUUGUCGCUAGGCAAGCCAUCGAGCAACAGUGCCGUGAAACUAUUCCAGGUCAACAACAAGCAUCCCGGGCCGAUCAAGAUUUUGAAUCAAGAGUCGAGACGGGAUAAGGAAAAUCGCAAGAACCGAUCGGCGAGCUCUUCGAUUUCGGGACAUGUCAAAGCUUCACGUCUGGAUCUGACGGCGAUCCAGCAUGCGGCUGAAAUGGCUAUGAUCCAGUUUUCGAAUCAGCUCGCUAACUUCCCAAUCUGGACCGAUGAUAUCGGACCGAGCAGGAUGUCGACUUUGUGGAACGAUAUCAAAAUGAACAGGACAAGCCUUAUCAGUCCCAGGGGUCUUUUUGGGUUCGAACCCCUUGAACACCAGCAGCAGCGGCAGCAUCAUCCCCCUAACUCCCCGGUGGCCGAUAUCACGGGUCCUGCGCGGUACUUUCUGCUAGAUAGACGGAUUAUCCUGGGCUGUUGUGAGUUGUCGAGCAUACCUAGCUCGGAUAGCGACGCACAGAGUUUUGUGGAUGAACGUGGUCCUUUUGUCGUGGUGACUAUGAGGGAUUCUAGCGGCAAGAACUCUUGGAAGGUGCGCCCAAGUCAUUUUGAGAGAAAUUACGCCAAUGCGGAACCCAAAACGUUUGCUCAAAACGGUAAUCGAGUAGCGGUACAGGAGGCUGAUGAGCAUACAAACAACAGGACCGUGCCGGGUUUAGAGGAAGACGGAUAUGUAGCCGACCCAAUUGCUAGGCCUAGAGUCCUGACAGUCGAAGCUGCAGAUGAGAGCAGUAUCGGUCUCAGGCGAUAUGUGCGACCUGCGAAGUGCACAGCAGAAGAAAGUUCUUCAGAAUCCCCGCUUGCGGAUGAGAAGAGCAGUACACCACAGAUGCUUGCCUUUGAGCCAGGCGAGACUGAGUUCGAUCGACCCUCCCAGCAACUCGUGCAGGCGUCUGGAUCUAACGUGCUUCGGAUUUUGAUGGCACAGAUGGGAUAUCUUUCACUUGAAAGCAGAUCACGAAUCAUGCCCUUGCGUCUUUCAGAGCGUUUGCUGGCCGAGCUGCAGUUCCUAGAUGACCUCAAAGAGAGAGACUGCCUGGGGGUGAGCGUGUUCUUUGCCCAAUCAGGAGAUGUAGGCUACGACGAGCUGAUCCACGGCUCGCCAACUGGAAUCUCCAAAGAUUUUACCCGGUUCUUGGAUUGCCUUGGAUGGCCCAUCCAGGUCGAGACUCAUUCUGGAUAUCUUGGCCGCCUGAACAAAGAUCUAUGCCAUACCACUCCAUACUUUGCGGAUCGCAACAGCGAGGUCAUCUUCCACGUUCCUUAUCUGAUGCGACCCUCCAGCCCAGAUGUGACGCCGAUGCACGACCAUCGCCUCGUGGACCAAUUCCGUUCAGUGACCGUACAGGACUAUGUUGCGAUCGUCUGGGUCGAAGAGCGGGAGCGGAUGCUGAACUUGAUACCACUGAUUGACCAGAGCGCCAUGAUCUUCAUACUGAUUCAUCCGUUGGAGGCAGAUUCUGCAGGGGGACUGUUUUGGAUCAGGAUUGUGAUUCAUGCUGCACACACGACGGCGGGAUCGGUGCGAUUGGCGGCGAAUCCAUUGAUAAUUGGACCGUUGGCGGAUGGAAUGCUGGUAUCGAGACAUUCGCUUGGAAGUCUUGUGAGAAAUACAGCCAUCUCUGCGGACAAGGCGUGUCGAGUGAUGACGGAUUCGUACACGGAGCCAAGCGCUGUGCGGGCGAGGUAUAUCCAGGAGGUGUUGCAGAUGCACCAGCCGGACGAGCCAGAGAGUAUCUCGGAGUUCUACAGGACGAUGUUUGCGGCAUGAUCAGCUCAUACUAUUUCUUUUUAAUCCUUUGUCUUUUCUCUCUUUUCCUUUCCUUUUUGCCAAAAAGCAACCUGUACACCAUCACACCAGUUCCCCUUUCAAUGAUACUAUUCAGCCAUAUACCAAAUAGCAGCUACCCUAUAAUCAUAAUUGCGCACUUGGAUCAACUGCUCAGAAAUAAAGCGGAGCAGAGAAAAUAC
Molecule: messenger RNA, 5052 nt
Organism: Gamsiella multidivaricata
Lineage: Eukaryota; Fungi; Mortierellomycota; Mortierellomycetes; Mortierellales; Mortierellaceae
Exons: 8
Coding region: 491-4852 (1453 amino acids)
Biological process (GO): regulation of small GTPase mediated signal transduction; activation of GTPase activity
Molecular function (GO): GTPase activator activity
Source: RefSeq, a predicted model, not a curated record